UUAUUUAAAUAAUACAGCUGUCCAAUCCACUCUGAAGUUCACCCGGUGAGCCGAAACCUGAAGCAGUGUGGUCACUUCGUCUGUCUGUCUGUCUGUCUGUCUGUCUGUCUGUCUGUCUGUCUGUGUGAGCAGGAGACCUGUCCGGCUUCUACACCCUAUAAGCAGUAUCUCGGUAUCUGAACAGCUAGCUUGUUAGCUAACAGUGUGUUUAUUGGUAAAAAUGAACGGCCAACAGAACGGUUUCCAUAACAACUCGCUCAUUGAUGAAGACUGUUUCCUCUUCACUUCUGAAUCAGUCGGAGAAGGACACCCCGAUAAGAUUUGUGACCAAAUCAGUGAUGCCGUGUUGGAUGCACACCUCAGACAAGACCCUGAUGCCAAAGUAGCAUGUGAGACUGUUGCUAAGACGGGGAUGAUCCUGCUGGCGGGGGAGAUCACCUCCAGGGCCAACGUUGACUACCAGAAGGUUGUCAGGGACGCAAUCAAACACAUAGGCUAUGACGACUCCUCCAAAGGCUUUGACUAUAAGACCUGCAAUGUACUGGUGGCUUUGGAGCAGCAGUCCCCUGACAUUGCGCAGGGUGUUCACCUGGAUCGAAAAGAGGAGGACGUGGGAGCCGGUGACCAGGGUGUGAUGUUUGGAUAUGCCACUGAUGAGACUGAGGAGUGUAUGCCCCUCACUAUUAUCCUGGCUCAUAAGCUCAAUGCCAAGAUGGCUGAGUUACGCCGAAAUGGAAUGCUGCCGUGGCUCCGACCCGAUUCCAAAACUCAGGUGACUGUUCAGUACAAGCAGGAUCGAGGUGCGAUGGUACCGUUGCGUGUCCACACAGUUGUGGUCUCUGUGCAGCACGAUGAGGGUAUAAGUUUGGACGAGAUGCGCCAUUGUCUGAAGGAGCAGGUGGUGAAAGCAGUGAUCCCCAGUGGGUACCUCGAUAAUGAAACCAUAUACCACCUGCAGCCCAGUGGCCGCUUUGUGAUUGGCGGACCACAGGGUGAUGCUGGUCUGACUGGGCGUAAGAUCAUUGUCGAUACUUACGGGGGUUGGGGUGCCCAUGGAGGCGGAGCUUUUUCUGGGAAAGACUACACAAAGGUAGAUCGCUCUGCUGCUUAUGCUGCCCGCUGGGUGGCCAAAUCUCUAGUGAAAGCUGGGCUCUGCAAGCGUGUGAUGGUCCAGGUAUCCUAUGCUAUUGGAGUUGCCCAUCCACUCUCUGUCUCCAUCUUCCACUAUGGGACCUCCCAGAAGAGCGAGAAGGAGUUGCUGGACAUUGUGAAGAACAACUUUGACCUCCGUCCAGGAGUCAUCGUGAGGGAUCUUGACCUGAAGAAGCCCAUCUACCAGAGCACAGCUGCUUACGGUCACUUUGGUCGUGACGUCUUUUCAUGGGAGGUGCCCAGGAAGCUGAAAUACUGAACACCUCUAAUCUCCCCACAGGCCAUGGGUGUAUCACAGAUAAACCUGUGUGUUUGUCUACCUCCCUCCCUCCUCCUCCUCCACCCUCUUCCUCCUCACACACACAAGCACAUCACCACAGCCUCUACUACAUGAAAAGAUGCCCUUUCUCCACCUGUUAGCAUUGUACACAUCUCAAAGAGUGAACAAUAGUAUUUCAGAUGCCACAAUAUUAAAUUGAACAGACAUGCUGGAGAAAUUGUGCAUACAGAUUUGAGCAGUGCUGCCAGCUUUUAUUCAUCUUUGUUAAAUAACUUGUAUCUCUGCAAAUCUGUUAAGUAUUAUUGACAAUAUAUAUUUAAACCAUAUUUAUAGCUGAUUUCCAAAUGGACCACAUGGGUAUUUACCAGUAAGGAUGGUGUUUUCGUGAGAAAUGUCUGGUAUUCCUCAGCUUUUAAAUUCAAAAUCUCACUGCAGUUUAGAUUUAGAAGUGAUCAAUGGUUUAGUGUUGCAAAAACAUCAGCUCUCUUCCCCUCGCAGUCCUCACUCGUUUUUGAAAUUUUGAUGGCAUAAAUAGGGUCAAACCCUUGUUGAGUGACAUAUAAAAUCUGCAAAUUUUCUUAUUUGAGCUGUCCCUUCAGGCCAUUUUUUUUUCUGACGUUUUACAGAGAAGUCAGAAGCUGCUAAUGACUUUGUGGUUAUGUUGGGCUGCACCAUGAAAUCCCUUCAUUAUUGUAAUUUAUUUUGUUGAUUUUAAUGUCAUGUGAAUGUUCCAAAUGAUGUUAAAUGUGUUAAUGUUCUACUGACCAAGAUAAAGGCAAGACACAGUACUCCCUCCUUCCCGAGACUGACUCUGGGUGUAGCUACAGAGAAACCCAGCUUAGUCGCCUCUGGGCAGGGGCUUCCUUUAUCCCACGGCAACACCGUACUUGAAAUAUUUUAUAGACUGGCAAAAUUGUGGGACCGAACAGUUUGAUCAGCAAGGAAGGACAACUGAAUAUGUGUACCACAAGUUUUUGUAUCUAAAAACUGUUUUCCACUCAGUUUCACUGAGUCCUUACACUUUCAGUCUCACUUGCACACAAUGUCAAAAUUGGCAUGGAAGAGCAGAGCCACAGACAGACCAAGACAAAGAGAUAAGAGGCGGUCACAGUCAGCUUAGUGAAUGUAAGACAUGGCAUUACUGCUCUCGUCUUCUCAGCAGAGUUAGUUUUGUACAAAUGAGGGCGUGGGAUCAGAUAGGUUACUUAAUACUUGUGGAUUUUGAGUCUUUCACUGAAAUUGUGCAGCACAUUGGUUCUUCGUGUUACCAGCAGUGGAAAAGGCUUCUGUUUUCAAUGUUACAUGUACAGUAGUUCCAAAAUGACUGUUGAGCUUGUAGCUGAACCUUUUUUCUUUUCUUUUUUCUUUUCUAAAAAUGUAUUCUUUACACCAUUCCCCAUGGGCCAUGGAUGGCACAAGUCUGCUUUUUCCUGAGUUGUACACUUGAAACAACCCGGGUUUGUCAAGGUUGUCCCUCUCCUUGUUCUUUUUAGACUGUUUUACAGAGUUUACUUGCAGGGAAUGCAGAUAGAUUAAGGAAGGAUGUGUGCCAGAGACCCUAGCCAGAUUUAAAACCACAGUAUAUGCCUUUGAAUGCUUCCCCAGUUAGUUACCCUUCUCUUUGACUUUACUCCUGGACCUGUAUCCUCACAAUAUAGUUGCAGAGUUAAGGCUAAGCCAGCUGUACACCUGAGUGAGGUUGGUAUUCACCUUUUUAAAAUCACCACAGUCGGUGCCUGGUCUGCUAGCUAGGUGGCACUGUGUCCCCAUAUAUAAUACUGAAAUUAGGAUUUUUUUUUUUUUCCAACUCUGAUAACACAGAUAUCUUUAGUUGGGGCUCCUCUGGCAUCACCUUGUGGUUUCUUGGUAGGAGCCAUAGAGAUUAAUCUGUGCCUAUGUGAUCAUCCAGUGAAAUGACUCAACCUCCCCAAAUAUAUUUAUUUUAUUUAUUUAUAUAUAUAUUUUUUUUUUACAAUAUGUUUGCAUCCUUUAGCUCAUCCACAGACGAGACAAAUGAUUGGUUGGUGUUGUACAGAGAAACCAGCCUGUUUACAUAGUCUCCUGAGGGGGAUGUUGAGGAGCAUUUUUUUUCUGUUAAAUAAUUUUUUAAAUGGUUGGAAGGGAGUCUCUCAGUGUGGUUGCUGAAUGUGUAAAAGUGCCUUUUCUCAUUUUCUGCAAUGCCCCUAUCCCCUGCCCCAAAAUAUCUGACUCCUUCCCCACUGACCCUGUCCCGCCAUCUUAUACCAAAAUAAACAAAACCCUCUUCAAAAAUUCA
This is a messenger RNA of Siniperca chuatsi (mandarin fish), 3707 nucleotides long. RefSeq names its product methionine adenosyltransferase II, alpha a (gene mat2aa). Gene Ontology annotation, biological process: S-adenosylmethionine biosynthetic process. The record is from RefSeq and is a predicted model, not a curated record. Gene Ontology annotation, cellular component: cytosol; methionine adenosyltransferase complex. Bases 221 to 1411 code for a protein of 396 amino acids. Lineage: Eukaryota; Metazoa; Chordata; Actinopteri; Centrarchiformes; Sinipercidae. The transcript has 9 exons. Gene Ontology annotation, molecular function: ATP binding; methionine adenosyltransferase activity.